AUUGUGAAUCCUUUAAUACUACUUAAGCCCCAGCAUGGACAAACCAUGCGUAGCCUAAAAAAAAGCACACUAGAAAGUGUUUAGAAAUAGUGCAACCUGCGUAUGAUGUAACAUAAUACAUACACAUAGGACAGUCCUGUAAUAACCUGUUGAAACUAAGAUGUAAUGUUUUUCUCAGACCUGUGUGUAAAUGAGGCAGACAGGAUAUAAAUACUAGUCUCAUACAAAUUUAAGUAAAGUAAAGUAAAGAAACAAUCAAAGGAGUAUUCUCAAUACAAUUAUUAAGUAAGGUAGUAUUUCUUUAUGGUUAACUGCAGAUGAAAGACAGAGAAUAGAUAUUUAAAUAUUUGUAGGUGUAGGAACAAUCGUAAUCUUAGGGUCUGGAAUUGUGCCUCAUUGGUUUCUCAUGGUUAUUAAAUAAACAGAGCGGAUUUUCUUUCAUCAAACAAACUGGAUAAGAAUUAAUUCUAUUUAACAUAAUAUAAUAAUGUAUCACAAACUUAACCUGUUGUCAAAGCUGAACAUCUUUUGGCUACAUGAAAGAUCUUAGAUCGGGAUUCUUACCACGUUUGGCUUGAGCAGUAUUUAUUUCACCCUCUGUAUCUGUCUCGAACGAAUGCGUCGUUCUUUAGACAUUUUCACUUCCCUGCAAAUACUUUGAAAUAUGAUGUCAUAUCACACCUUGACUUCCUCAAUCUGUCUAGUCUCUUCAGUAUUACUAUAUUUUUCUCCUCAGUGCUACAUUACUAUAAAUUGUAUAUUAUGAUGUUCCUGAUUCAACAAAAACUAUUUUCUUCUAAAUUCAUGAACAGAAAUGAGUUUAAAUAUUAGGUCUUUACAGUUUUGAAUGUUUACCAAAUCAAAUCAGUCCGUGCACAAGCAUUUUGUGGGUUUUUUUGUAGCCUAUUUGUGUGUGCACGUGUGUGUGUGAGAGAGAGAGAGAAGCAGGGGGGGGGCGCUGAAAGAGAGCGAGGGUGAGAACAACAAUAUAUCUGAUGUGUCUAGUCAUUUCCUUUUCAAACAAAGUUUGACAAAGCAGAGAAUUUUGCGUCCAAUUCAAGUUAGAAGAAAAAUAAAAGGAGAAUGAAGAAGACAUUUGUGUGUAAUGAAUCGAUGAUCAUCACUAUACCUAUUGGGAAUCUCAGGACAGCUGGAGCGGGCCAACUGAUGCCAGAAAGGUUCCACUGUGUGUUCAGAGAUUCCUUCAAGGUCUUUGUUGUUAAGGGAAAACCUAAACCUCUUGGAGCAGUCCAAGCCAUCGCUGGUGUGUUUCUUUGCACUCUUGGUCUGAUUUUUGGACAGGAAUUUUCCAUGAACUACACUCUACCCAGUGUUCUGUUUGUGGUCUCUGGUAUGGUGUCCUACGCUGCAGGACAGACUCCAAACAUGCAUGUGGCAAAGCUGUCAUUCUCUCUGAACAUUAUCAGCUUCUUCUGGUCUAUUGUGGCAUUUUCUUUCAGCGUAUUCCACCUCCUUGCGAUACCAAAUAUGGACUCACGUUUUCCCAUGAUGACGAAAGGAAUCUGUGGACUGAUAAUGAGUCUGCUGGUUGUUGAAAAUUUAUUAGCCCUAUUCUUGAUCUACUGGCUAAGUAAAGCCAUUUGCAGAGAAGAGUUCAACACUUUGGUAUGUUAUUUUCUUUGCAGCUACAUAUUCUGUUAUAUAAAUAAAAUAUUGUGUAAAUAAUAAUAGUUUUUGUUUUUUACUGCAGCCCAUCAUACUGCUGAAACAGGCGGACUGAAUUUAAAGGCUUGAUGGAGCUCAACAAGCCAAUGACCAAACCAAAUUACCAUAUUUAUAACUUUGAACAUCCUGAUUGUAUAGAAAGUGCAUAGCAGCCUCAUAUGUCAUAUAAAUAUGCCAUAGGUCAGAGCCAUAUAUAUCCUAAUAUAAGCUAUACAAACAAUGCGAAAGUUAUUAUAGUUUCUGUUUCAGAGAUAGUUGGAAAAUAUGCAAAGAGCGAUUGCAUUUGAAUAUAAUGUGUUAGCUUUUGUUUUUGUACAAUUCGCUGUUGAUAUUGCCUUUUAAUUUUAUAAAAGUCGUUGUAUUCAUGCAAACAAACAAACAAAAAAGAUGUGUUGAUUUCUGCAGUAAGCUUUAUUAUGAAACUGUUAAAACCUUUUUUCAACAACAAGUUACAUUUUCUCAUUGGCUUUGUAUUUCAUUACUCACUUUAGAUUGAUUGUUGUGGUAGGCCAUUGAUCAGCUGGUUUGAUUGCGUGGCUGUUUAACAGAUAUCAAACAUUUAGGUAUUAGUAGUCGUGAUUGUUUUAUUUCGUUAAAAACUGCAAAGAUUUUAACAUUUCAGUGACACACUGGAUUUUCUGUGGAUUAUUCAAUCUCACAUUGACAACUGCAAUGUGUGAACAUUGUAAGACUUGAUUUUAUGUUUUGAUUGUAUUAUAAGCUUGGCUCCUAAUAAAAACGUUGAUUUUGUGUGAC
Molecule: messenger RNA, 2442 nt
Organism: Seriola aureovittata
Lineage: Eukaryota; Metazoa; Chordata; Actinopteri; Carangiformes; Carangidae
Exons: 6
Coding region: 1084-1686 (200 amino acids)
Source: RefSeq, a predicted model, not a curated record